AUGGUACUGCAAUUAUUAGCUGUAGAAAGGGAAAAUGGACAAAUUGAGGUUUUGAAUCCUAUCACUGGAGUUUCUCAAGCUACAAUUUCAAAGCCCAAUGAUUUAAUUGUUCAUUCUCAAGAGAAUAAUAUUAUUGGUUUGCAUCUAUUUGGAAAACAAAAUCUUGAGAUUGAUUCUAGGAAUUUUAUUAGAACAUGUAUCUCUAUACAUUGCCAGAGAUUGUUGAAUGACACUUCAAAUUAUGAUGAAGGUUCUAUAGCAUCUGGGGAUUACAGUGAUGUUAUCGUAUACGAGAUUCAGUUCGAGGUUGCGGACACAAGUGGCUCCUCUAGGGGAAACAAUAAUUAUCGCAUGUGCAUAUAUUAUUUCUUCUUUAUUCACUUUUCCUGUAUUGCAAUAUUACACUUUUUUACAUCUCACGACUUUACUUAUGCCGAACAUUUUCAUUGUUUAUCUAUUCAUGCCAUGAUAAAAAGUUUUGGAACUAAAGCUGGAUUUUUUAGAAGCUUUCCCCAAAAAGAUCCUAAGCUGAUUUUCAGUGUUUCUACGAGAAUUUAG
This is a messenger RNA of Vicia faba (fava bean), 558 nucleotides long. The record is from the annotation of a GenBank genome assembly. NCBI's taxonomy places the organism in Eukaryota, Viridiplantae, Streptophyta, Magnoliopsida, Fabales, Fabaceae.